GUCUGGCAACUCGAAGUUUUGACCAUGUGUGGAAGAAACAUCGCACGUUUAUGGUGACACAAUUUCGUAACUUUGGUGUUGGCAAGGGUCUUGAUAUAAAGAUUCAAGAAGAGGCCGAGUCGCUGUGCCAAGCGCUAGAAGCAUCCAACUCCGAGCCUGUUGACUGUCAUCUUUUUCUACAGCACGCCGUCACCAAUGUUCUAAAUGAAUUCUUCAAAAAGCAAAUCCAAGCACGAGAAGACGUAAUAUAUUUGAAUAACCCAAGAGAUUUCACGGAAGCUUUACUCCGAGAGCAUUUUCGCAAGCAGGAAUUGAAACAACAAUCAAUCCUCGACGAUUUGGAAAAUGAUAUGGAAACAAUUACUCAUCUCAUAAGUGAAUUAUUUCGAGCUGCAACAGAAACCACUCACACAACACUGCGAUGGACUAUGAUGUUUAUCGCCACACAUCCAGAAAUUCAAGAGAAAAUCUAUCAAGAGAUAGAGGAUGUUGUUGCCGAGCAACCAUCAAUGAUCGCGACAGUAUUCCAUUCAUCCAAGCAGCUAUACGAGAAACCAUGA
Molecule: messenger RNA, 560 nt
Organism: Saccoglossus kowalevskii
Lineage: Eukaryota; Metazoa; Hemichordata; Enteropneusta; Harrimaniidae
Product: cytochrome P450 2J6-like
Source: RefSeq, a predicted model, not a curated record